This is a messenger RNA of Epithele typhae, 2640 nucleotides long. RefSeq lists its product as uncharacterized. Gene Ontology annotation, molecular function: 3'-tRNA processing endoribonuclease activity. Gene Ontology annotation, biological process: mitochondrial tRNA 3'-end processing. Bases 1 to 2640 code for a protein of 879 amino acids. The transcript is spliced from 11 exons. Lineage: Eukaryota; Fungi; Basidiomycota; Agaricomycetes; Polyporales; Epitheliaceae. Gene Ontology annotation, cellular component: mitochondrion. The record is from RefSeq and is a predicted model, not a curated record.
AUGUCGACUUGGGGCGUUUCCACACUGGCUGUAGCGACAUCCGACACUGACCCCUCCCUCGUCCUCACUUUCGACACGGCAAAGUACAUUUUCAACCUCGGUGAAGGGUCGGGACGCGUCUACAUCCACUCUCCCAAUGCCCUACGUAACUUGAAGGCGUUCUUUGUGACCGGGGUUGCAACACGGCAUUGCGCCGGGAUGCCAGGCAUGAUGAUGUUCUGUGCGGAUGGUAAUGUGUCCCACCUGUCUUUGGUUGGCCCACAUGGAUUGGCCCACCGUCUUGCGUCUAUGCGUCACUAUCUGCACCGGUCAUCUAUCUCUGUAGACGUCGCGGAAGCUUCUUAUAAGUCGAUUCAAGCCACGGACACCCCCUCUCCAGUAUUCAAGGACGAGAAUAUCACAGUUUACUCCAUCCCCCUUGCUCCGUCGACUGAAACUCCGUGUUCUGUCGAGGUGGCAGAACGACCGCUCAAGCGCAAGCGGUCCCCUUCUCCACCCGCUUCGUCCAAACGGGGCCGUCUACAACAACGCGCAUCCUCCCCGUCCUUCAUACCUUCUGUUCUGGCCGAUGCAGACGCAGACGAAUGGCGACAGAUCAUGAUACAGGAGAUGUUCCCGUUCCAGCAGCCAGAGCCGUCUCAAGAUCCAUCGACCUCCAGGAAAGCGAAGAAGGCCGCUCGCGACGCCGCUGUAGAACGGGCAGCGAAGGAGCGAGCCAAACGCCUCCCAGUCAGGGCGAAGUUGCAGCGCCUGCCGCCCUUCUCGCCUGGGGAAGAUUCAGGCUCCCCUCUUCCUACCAUGGCGUACGUCGUCGUCGGCCCCAGUGUCAGGGGUAAGUUCGACGCCCAAAAGGCCAAAGAACUCCAGAUCCCCAACGGCCCCCUACGACGUGAGCUCACCACUGGGAAGUCUGUGACGUUCGAAGUAGACGAUGGUGACGGUGGCAAGAUUCAGCGCACGGUUCAUCCGGAAGAGGUUAUGGGGGCGACGGAGAUGCCGAGAACUGUCCUGAUCCUCGACGUUCCUACUCCGGCGCACAUCCCGGCGUUGAUGACAGCGUUUACGGAUUCACCGUUCUACGCCAAGUUCCGCACGAAAGACCCCAAGGUCGUUGCCGAGUGGCCUGUGCCCGCUGUCUAUCACUUGUGCGGUGAAGACGUACUAGAACAUGACCUGUACAAAGACUUCAUGAAUGGUUUUGGGGAUGAGACUCAGCAUGUUAUCUCGUCUCGAGCUCACACUGCGGACAUGAUCAACUUCGACCGAUCGGCGCUUUGUCUGGCGAGGCUAAACAAACUCGAUGAAAACAUGUUCCCUAUCCCACGUUACUCGCUGGAAGCUGCAAGAGAGCUCUCAUCUGUUCCGGGGCUGCCUGCCAACAUCCUGCCAUUAGAAGUCAACUUACAUGUUCAAAUCCGUCCGACGAAGCCUCCAGCACGAGACCAAUCCAAGAACAUCUUCAACCAUUUGGCGAUAUCUGGCGACCCUGUGGAGAUUUCGGAAAGGACCCGGAAAACGUUCGGCCUCGCCCAAGAGUUUGUUCAAUCGCGGAGACGACCCGAUGCAACGCCCUCCCGGCUCCCCGGUGGUGACGUUGUAGUCACAACGUUGGGUACGGGAAGCGCGGUCCCCACGCACCUUCGCAGUCUAUCCGCAUUGCUGGUCCAGACCCCGGAAAAUGGCAGUAUACUCCUGGACUGCGGUGAAGGGACGUGGGGACAAAUUGCACGAGCCUUUGGCGAAGAUCCCGCCCGAAAAUCUGGAGCAUGGGCCGUUCUGCGCGACCUGCAGUGCGUCUUCCUCAGCCACAUGCACGGGGACCAUCAUAUGGGUAUUGCCAAGCUGCUCAGCUUCCGAGCGCAGAUGGAUCCUCCUCCCUCAGGUCCUCUCUAUGUGGUCGGACUGCGGCAACACUUCCUAUACCUCUUGGAGCAGGCUGAACUCGAGGAUCUUGGUCUCAGUGGUCCCAACGGCGUUGUCCUGGUUCUUGCAGAUGCGCUCACGCCUGCUACACCUACGCCUGUGAUGUGGUUCGUCUCGCCCGACUUGGCUCACUUUUUAAUCUCUAGCGCUCGCCAACGCGCCGACGAGAUGGCUAAUGUCCUUGGGCUGGAUCGUUUCCAGACUGUUUUUGUCAAACAUCGAACACGUUGCUACGGGCUUGUUAUGCACCAUAAGUCCGGUUGGAGCGUCUGCUACUCUUCCGACACCAUGCCCAGUGAAGAACUUGUCCGGGCCGGAAAAGAUGUCACUUUGCUGAUCCACGAGUGCACCAUGGGCACAGACGAGGAGGCCAUGGCCGCAGCCAAAGCCCACAGCACGUCCAAGCAAGCCCUGGACGUCGGACACCGAAUGGGCGCGAAGAACAUCCUCCUCACCCACUUUUCCGCCCGCUACCCGGCCAUGCCACCCUCCUUCGGCCUCCGGCGCUCCCGCUCCCGCUCCCCGUCGCCCGACGUCGACCCGAAGCGCGCGAGGGCGCCCCCCGUAGGGACCGCGCUCGACUUCGCGCGGAUCCGGAUCGGGGACAUGUGGCAGCUCGAGUCGUACGGGGACGCGAUCCUCGCCGCGCUCAUCGAGUCCAGCGGGGAGGAGGCGGGCGAGAUCGACGUCGCCGCGCUACAAGCGGCGGCAAUGUGA